UGCUAACGUGUCUCACGAUCUUGCCACGCUUUUUUGGGACGCUUUCGCAGCCGCCUUGAGGCACGAUACCCUUGUUCUUACCUGGCCUUGUGGCUCCGAGGCGCCACAUCGACCAUUUCGGGCUGGAAGCGGGCUGGUUGUCGACGAGCGGAGGCUUCGUGUCCCCACCUGCCCCCACCAGCUCCUUCAUGCUUUCCACUAGUACUGAAUCUGCCCCCAAUUUUGAGCCAGCGCCGACGUCUACAUCAUUUUCUGGAACAAGUAUACCAGCUGGUACCCCCACGUCGUAUACAUACGCUUCAAUCACAACUAACAGUUUCAGUUAUACACCUUCAACGCCCAUAUCAACAUUCACUGUGGAUGCUACAUCCUCCAUAAUCAGCGCGAUAAUCAUGACAUUCCCAUCGACCACGUUCACUACUACUCUGGCUCAGGCAACCUCGUUGCACCAGGGGACAACAAUCUCCUCAUCUCGUGCAUCUCCAUCCAACAUAAUCGAUGUCAACUCAGCACAUGACGUCUGUGUCGGUCAUGGUUUGGACUCUUUGAGUACAGGCGCUAUAUCUACACUGAUAUUUUCAGUUGCUGUCGCUUCUAUAAUAUGGCUCUUGUUUGCUGUCGUUAGACCAAGAAUGCGGGAAUUGUAUGCGCUGAGAGAAUGGUUCCUUCGGCCAGAUCUUCGCCCUCCACCUCUAGGCAAUGGCCUCUUUUCGUUUCUUCAUCCCCCAGUCCCAAUGAUUCCUUCGUUACCGAGCGAUGUCUCGAAUCUCGGCGACUCUCCGGCUGGCGAUGCUCUCUUGUUCCCUUCCGAUGACGAGCUUAUUCAGAGAACAAUUUGGGUCGCGUUCCUUCUGGUCCUCGGAUGGACAUUUGUCGGACUUUCCGCUUCGAUUCCACUGUAUUUGGUGAAGAUGCCUUGUUUUGGGAAUACAUAUUCCGCUCUUCAGGACCUUUCAGUUCUACGUUUGUUAAGGCUCUUGGACAACGGACGUGUUAAUACCUCAUCACACACUGGAUCGAAUCUUGGCCGCUCACCAUCAAGUCUCACCAAGCGUCUCGUUGUAGAUGGCGUGGAUGAAGCGCACAAAGCUAGGGUGCGGUUGGUGAUUCUGGCAAUUGUUCUUCUUAUUGCAGUCGUUCCCGCACUCAUCAAACUACUUCGGGAAUUCAAUGCACUUGUCGCCUAUCGGAAGCGAUGGGUUACACUUCGAUGUGAAGGUCACGAGAUGGGAUGGCUUAGCGUCGAUAGGGUCCCCGGUUUAGCUGGUCUGGGGGAGAAGGAUGUCAAGGAUGUGAUCAUCAAGUAUGGACUGAGCGUUUCACUCGAACCACCAUCUGGUAUAGAUCCGCGACGGAGAACGGAUGAGAUUCAGAGGCGUUAUCGGGAGAGCUCGGCGAUGGAUGACGAAAAUGGUGCUUUUGCCGCGCCCGCCCCAAACCAGGAGCACGGCGCCGACAUAGAUGUUACUGGGGUCUUUUCCAUCGUAGACACCGAUGUUCUCAGCGGCCUUGUCAAGACUAGGGCUUUUGUCCUUAACAAUUUGGAGCAAGCAGAGUGUCUCUACAUCGACUCCUUCAAGGUAUCGAGCUCUGAAGCUCUGACGUCUGCUGAGGACGAUAUUGUGCCGCUCGAGUCUCCCGAUACAUACGAACAGGCCCCACGGGAAAAACGCAUCGGUCGCCCUCGCCCUUUGAGAUCAUCGCGGCUUAACUAUGGCAGGAGAAGCGCAUCCUCAUCCUCCAGACCUCCUACAACCUAUAUAGCCCCUUCAUCGUAUUAUCGCCUCAGGGGAAUUCGUCGUGUUAGCGAUGCGACAACUGAUCGUAAUGGCAGCAAUGGUGGUAUGAUGUCAGAGUUUGGUUAUCGUGCGACUCGAUCUAGGAUCGAUGAAGCUCCCCCACGUCAAUCUGUGACAUUUGGACCUCUGCCUCAAGAUGGUCAUCCUCACGCAGAGAGACCAGAACCCAUCAAUUUCACGCAGGGCCCAAACUAUGGCGAACCGGAUCCAGAGGAGGAGGCUCGGUGGCUUGAUCAGGAAGGUUGGGAUGUCAUGCCUGAUAGAGAGAGGCUUCCUGAGAUUCUCGAGCGACAGAGUUUCUUGUCGCGUAUAGGUCUUGGAUUUCCACCUCGUGGCUCUCGACUUGUCACGUACCGGGAAACCAUCUCAGAGGAGUCGUUUGCGUCUCCCCACGACUCUUCUGAGGAUCGCCAUGCUGCAAUUCGCAAUCUUGAUUUUGGAGUUGAGGGGGAGCCGUUAACUCAGGUCCCCUCACUAGCCCCUGUCCCCCGCCUGAGAUUGCAGGAGCCCAUUAUGCGUCCCGUGUCCGGGCUUCAUCAAGAGCACUUAACAUCCUUGUAUCAGGAUAUCCGAAGAUGGCGUUCUCAAUUGAAGGCUUUGAAUAUCGAGAUCGAGGAUCAGCAAAAAUCGGCCGUUGAUCAAAUAGCGCAGGGUCGUAAUGUUCGUGGGUGGCUUCUCGUUGGAAAGGGUAUUCGUUUCUUUCCUGGAGUUCGAAUGAUCGAAGGGCGAAGUAAGGAUGACAUCCGUUGGGAGGAAUUGCAACAUGACGGGGGGCUCAUUGGACGGAUUUCCUUCUGGAUCAUUGUCAGUAUAGUCGGGGUUGUCCUUGCCGGAGCUUGCCAACUACGCAACAACAGUGGUCCCUGUACUCGGUUUAGCCCUUGCCAAUGCCCAGACUUUGCAUACUAUUUGCCAUUGCUCAACACAGUAGACAAUUACCCCGACUUCUGGCCUGGUGUACUUACCACGUUGGUACCAGCAGUAGCUGCUUCGCUCUUUAUGUGCAUCGCUGUUGGAUUGGUUCAUUAUGCCGCAAAGUUUAGUGGAUCGGUGUCAAAUUCCGGGACAAGACUUAUGGCCCUGAAAGCAACUUUUUAUAUCAUGGUUGUGAUUGCAGGAGUAUGGCUGAUCGGCAUCAGCUCUAUCCUAUUCAGUAUCAACUCCUUCAAGAACGGCUCAGGGGAGACCCGUAGCCUUUCCACAGGGGCCAUAUAUAUUGCUGCAUUUUGCAUGUGCAUUGGCAUAUAUGCAGCAUUCAUUGCACCUGGGCUUCUUUUGCUGCAACCCUUACGUUUGUUACGAGUCCUUCGUGCCCGGUGGAAAGCGAUUACCCCUCGUCAGACAUUUCGAGCCGUAUAUCCUCGACCUUACAAUCCCUCCUUCGGCAUGGCUGCUUGCAUUCUUGCAGUCUUCUUCACUGCAACUUUUUCACUGCUCUUUCCAUUGAUUGGUCCGCCGCUAGUCGUUUUGGUUUUUUUAACCUUGGUCGCGCACAGAUACCUGAUAGGCUAUGUGUACGGCCGCGUCGAGCGUGGCCAAACGGGUGGUUUGCUUCACAUAUGGCUCGUUGGACGGUUCGCCACCAUGCUCUCCCUCCAGCCAUUGUUACUUGGCCUUCUUCUGUUGGUGCAUCGCAUGUGGGUCUUAGGAGGUAUUCUCUUGGCUGCGGCAGGUUUCAUCAUCGUGUUCGUGGAAGCCUAUACCACAAUUCGGCUACGUGAACCGGGGACCCGUUCGCUUACCAACACAACUCGCGACUCUCUAGACGAGUUCUCCCACGUCAUUACCACCGCAGUGCUGAGAGAAGAUGAUGAGAAAACCUUACCCUCCCUUCCAAGGUCGAGGUCCGUUCCUGACCUUACACGCAGUCGUACCACUUCUUUUGCCAGCCUUCUUGAUAUGAUCUCAUCAACAUUGGCUGUCACUCCUUCUCGUCGGGUGAAGGGCCCCGUUCCUCUGCCAACCGAAUCAAUCGAUGACCUCAUAUCAACCGCCCGAGCUGCUGCCACAAAUCCCGACACCCCUCCACAAUUAAACCCAGAUGAUCCUGCUGAUAACUUCGCGGAUCUAUUAUACCCCCCUGAAACUCUUGCGCCUCCCCCAGCAAUUUGGCUUACGAAUGAUCCUGCGGGGAUUGGCAGGUCAGAAGUUAGCGAUUUGGAGCGGUUCCACCGUUUGAAUGCGGUGCUUGACACUGCACCAGCUAGACGGCCUGGAGGCUAUCAUUAGCAAUCACCCAGAUGGACACGCAGCAGUUGGACAUUUGUUUAAUUUUUUGCCGUAUCUUUUCACCCUUUCCGGACCCUUUUUCCUCAGCUUUCAUUAAAGGUUUAAUCCAAGAGCAUUGGUACAGGGAUUUGUUCAUCAUUUCAGUAUGAAACUCUUAGUUUCCUAACGAAACCAGACAUGUUGAAGGACUAAUGCCGAUGCGCGAGCACGAAUGUCAUGGGGUUCAAUACUAUUGAUCCGCAGUAGUUAUACAGGACUGCAAUGAUACCAAAGCAAACGAAUGCGAUAAAAGCAACAUGAUUGGGGUCAAGGAUAUGAAUACA
Messenger RNA from Cantharellus anzutake, 4351 nucleotides. RefSeq lists its product as uncharacterized. Gene Ontology annotation, cellular component: plasma membrane. The record is from RefSeq and is a predicted model, not a curated record. Gene Ontology annotation, molecular function: calcium-activated cation channel activity. Lineage: Eukaryota; Fungi; Basidiomycota; Agaricomycetes; Cantharellales; Hydnaceae. The transcript is spliced from 10 exons. The coding region runs from base 189 to 4028 and encodes 1279 amino acids.